Cooperia oncophora is the source of this 189-nucleotide messenger RNA. Lineage: Eukaryota; Metazoa; Nematoda; Chromadorea; Rhabditida; Trichostrongylidae. The record is from the annotation of a GenBank genome assembly.
AUGAUGGGAGUGUACAGGGGAAAAGAUAUUUCACUUGUAAGUCGCCGUACGGAGUUUUUGUACCGGCCUCCAAGACCCAAAGAGCACCCUCUCAAACGCCCAACAGGGCAAAAGUCGUACAUACGAAAACGUCCCUUUUACGGCAGAAUCGAGGUCUGGGCGGAAGUCGUGAGUCAUUGUCAUCUAUAG